Molecule: messenger RNA, 8498 nt
Organism: Xenopus tropicalis (tropical clawed frog)
Lineage: Eukaryota; Metazoa; Chordata; Amphibia; Anura; Pipidae
Gene: tet2
Product: tet methylcytosine dioxygenase 2
Exons: 10
Coding region: 1075-6357 (1760 amino acids)
Biological process (GO): epigenetic regulation of gene expression; chromosomal 5-methylcytosine DNA demethylation pathway; regulation of gene expression
Cellular component (GO): nucleus; chromosome
Molecular function (GO): 2-oxoglutarate-dependent dioxygenase activity; DNA 5-methylcytosine dioxygenase activity; zinc ion binding
Source: RefSeq, a predicted model, not a curated record
UUUCAAUGUUUUAAAGGCGUAUCCUUACAGAGGGCAAAAUGUACUCAACGUAUCCAACACAGAUAUUUUUUUUCAGUAUGGACAGUUAGUAUAAUUGUGAAACGGAAACAGUAGUGACUCACAAAUGUGCGCCGGUCAUUCUGUCGCCAGAAUGGCUAAAGCACGGGGUCAGCGUAAAUUGUGUCUAUUUCUGUCUCACUCACAUGGCCACAGUAAACAAGAGGUUCUGUCUUAAUUGAAAUAUUGCAAGUGCUGAGUCUGAAGGACUUUUAAAGGUUUUAAAGACCUCCUCUGGCAACCUCACAGGGGGAAAAAAAAUCAACUAGGGAACCACAGUACAAUCGUGCCAGUAUCUAAAUACGAACAUGGGUACAUUCUGCAGAGGGUUGUGGGGAGGAAAUGUUGAAAUGUGAUGUAAAAAGAUAAGUUGAAGGGAGAGAUGAAAAGGAGGAACCUCAGCAAGCCUACUGUAAUGUAAUCUGAUAGUAAGGGCAGAGUUUAAAAUCAGCUAUCUUCUCUUGCCUGCACAUUCCUUCCCCCUAUGCCUGGCAGAAAGCAGCUUACUGUACUGUAGCUGGAGGCAGUCUAUGUCUAUGAAGCUGCACUGCAGAGCAGGGAAGGACACAGCCAGGUUACUUGUGUGAUCCACUCCACAGCUUCAGGGCAGCCCAGGCUUCUGCUUACUAUUGUACAGGCAAAAAAAUGUGAGGGCUUUAUGUGGGAAGCCCUGAGUAGGGAAGCGAUUUACAUUACCCAAACUAGAAGGCAGGCAGAACUCCUUGUCAGCAGACAGUGCUUUGGGGUUGGUUCACAUGCCAGUCACGUCUACCCUUUGGAACAGAGAACAGCAACACCGGGGCUUCAUCAAGUGAUGAGAACAGACGUCAAACUGCCCUAUGAAUAUUGAUGUGGAGGCUAGUCUGCUUUCGUAGAGGAGCAGAAGGAAGCAAGAUGGCUGCCCUUUAGGAUUUGUUAGAAAGGAGCCCAGACUCUGUAUGCUGGAUUUCUACAAGGCUGAGGGACGUUAAGAUACGUUUACAGGUCAGUCUUGUGGAUGGCCCGGGAGCAGGCCAGAUGGAAGAGGACAGAACCAACCAUGACGAGGGCAAUAGAUUGAGUCCAACCCUAUUAUAUUCUUCGUCAGCUUGCCAAAACAAGAACGGUCUAUUACAAAAUGGGAACCUGCCAACAGACAAAGACCUUCUAGUUAAUGGGGACAUAUGUUUACCAACCAAAAACAACUAUAAUGUUGCUUACAUGAAGGGAAGUCAAGAACAUGGUGCUUCUGCUCUCAUCCAUGACAACAAAGCUUAUCCCAACCACAUACAAAAUGGUGGAAUAAAGCGCACAUAUAGUGAACCGUUGUUUUCUGAAUCCCAGUUGAAAAAGGUCAGAACAGAUGAGAUUAAUGGAGAAAAUAAGGGUGACCAAAGGCAAAAUAAUAUUCAAGCAAGUGUCUCUGAGUUCUGCAAUGAAGAUCAGUCAGUAAGAAUUUUCCAACCAGUUAAUUCACCAGCUCUUCAGGUUCCAAAUGAGCAGAAGAAAGACCUUAAUUACAGCAACAGAGACAUUGUCUCAUGUCUUAAAGACAAGACAGUGCCAAUGUGUAAUGGUGCUACUGCUUCUGUAUCUUCCAUGGAAAACGUGAAUAAUGAGCUCCUGGAAAAACUGCCUUCUCAAUAUUAUCCUGAACAUGUUUCUACUGUGGUGCAUAAUAACACAUCUCUUGCAAAUGCCAUUAAUACGCUAAAUGAUGCUAGCAAUGAUUUGUCUACUCUGGCAACUCAUCCGUCACAUACCUCAGGGCAGAUGACUCCUCAACAAACUUCGGUGCUGCCUCAAGUGUCAGGUGCAAUUGUUGAUGGGGCCCCCAAUAGUGACCAUGGUAGUGAGCCACUUGUAUUACCAGGAAGCUAUUCACUUAAUAGACAAGAACAGAAGCCACUUUCACAGGAAACUCUUAAUUAUAAUUCCCAUAAUUUAGUUGGAAGCAUGGGUGAUGCAUGCAAAUCCAUGGGCCAGAUGUCAGCACAAUGUCUAGAUGUUUCUGGUAAUGGUUCAUUUCAUAUCCAAAAUAGCUCAUCAAAUGAGAUAGCUUCUGAAUUAGAGGCCAUCAAGAAAGAUCCAGCACCAUCACUGCAAUUACAUCAUAUUAUGCCCAACAAGCAAAAUGAGUCCAGUAUAAGUCAAUCACAUGAUGGGCAUCCAAUUGCAUCACAAACUAAUGAAUCUUGCCAUUCACAUGAUCCAAGAGUAUCUCCACAUCCUAAUGAUCAACAGUUACAAAAUGAAAGAACGGCCAUGUUUCCUCUCACCAGAUUACCUGCACUACACAGUUCGGUUAAUGAAAUUCUAGCAAAACACAAGUUUCACAACAGUUUAGAGAUGCAAAAUGAGCAUCUCAGGCAAAUCAAAGUCAUGCAGAAUUGCAAUGGGACAAGUAAAGAUGAUUCUUUCAUUAAGUCUACAAAAGAAUUUCAAUCCAAUCCUUUUUUAAAAUCAGGCUGGUUAGAACUUCGCCCUAAUCAGCGCCUAAAAGAAGGAUCUUCUGAAACUUCUUGUGAAAAUUUACUGAACUUACUUCUCCAGUCCCAGACUAAUAACAAGAAAAAGCUAAGACAAUACCCUGGAAAACAAGGUUUAGCAAAUAGAAAGUGUAACAGUCAAGAUAGUGAAGAACAUCUGCAGCCAAAUAUUUCUGAGCAGCAGCCAAAUUUCCCAAAGCACUUAUCACAAGAUUCUCAAUACCAGCCAUACAGUCAAAAAACUAAUAAUGGUCUGAUGUGGCCUGAUCUUGAACAAGCUUCUGAGGGCACUCAGUUAGGUGAUGUCCAACAUUUUUUGCAAGCACAGCCAAGUGAAUAUAUUGAAGAGCUGUUAAAACAACAUUUUGAUCAGUCACUCCGUAACUGUAACCAAAAUAGGGACAGUCCUCUUAACCACUUUAAACUUGAAGAAGGUGCUCAGGCAGCUAAUCAGUAUCAAAAACACCAUCCAUAUCCUCAGCAAUUUGAGAUGGAACCUAAGCAAAGUUUAAGCAACAUGAAUUCCCCCUUCAGUCAAAUUCAAGAAAAUAAUACAGUUAACCCUAACCAUUCCUAUCCUGACAAACAAAUAUAUCUGUCACAAAAAACAGAAAAUAGCUGUGGUUUUGCAGAGAACAAACCUGACCCUUUGCAAUACAUGCAGUAUUAUCAAGCAAAUAGUACUGAGCAACAAGAAAUAAGCAAUUAUGAGCAUGAUCUUUCGGCCCGAAUAGCAAAGCAGACACAUUGCCUGCCAGAGAGCUUUAGUUCAUCCCCACAUUUGCAUGAUAAAAUGGGAUAUUAUUCUCAAUUUGAAAACCAGGUUGACUGUAUUCCAAAGCAUGCUGCUCUUAGGAAUCACUUGCUGCAACGAAGUAGAUCAGUUAAAGCUGAUAGAUUGGUUAAAGCUGAGAAGAGUUCCCACUCUAAUGCCUGCAUGCAUACACCUAUGGAAAGCAAAACUAAAAAAAACACAGAUAAAAAAAUCAAACAAGAAACUCGCCAUUCAAGCACAGAGGCUGGACAACAAAAGAGUAUUAUUGAAACAAUGGAACAGCAGAUGAGACAUUAUCCUGGUAAAUCAUCGUUUCAUCGUCAAGUAUCAAGUAUCAAAUCUCCCAAGCAUGUGAAGGUGGAGUCUUCAGGGCCUGUCACAGUCCUAACUACACACACUAAUUUUUCUACACUAGACCAACAAACUGUUCCUCCGCAUGAGAAAACACCAACCAAAAGAGCAGCAGGUUCUGCUCUACAUAACUUUAUAGAAUCACCCUCAAAUCUACUCAGUACACCAGUAAAAAAUCUUUUGGACACACCUAUAAAAACGCAGUAUGAUUUUCCAUCAUGCAGUUGUGUAGAUCAAAUAAUUGAAAAAGAUGAAGGACCUUAUUAUACACAUCUUGGUGCUGGACCCAACGUGGCAGCUAUCAGAGAAAUGAUGGAAGAAAGGUUUGGCCAAAAGGGGAAUGCCAUCAGAAUUGAGAGGGUUGUUUAUACAGGAAAAGAAGGCAAAAGUGCUCAGGGAUGUCCUAUUGCUAAAUGGGUGAUUCGGCGUAGUGGGACAGAUGAGAAAAUGCUGUGUUUGGUGAGGGAACGUGCUGGUCACUCCUGCGAAACAGCAGUGAUUGUCAUUCUGAUCUUGGUUUGGGAAGGCAUUUCAUUCUCUUUGGCAGACAGGCUUUACUCAGAGCUCACAGAAACGCUAAAUAAGUAUGGAACCUUAACAAACCGACGCUGUGCACGUAACGAAGAACGUACCUGUGCAUGCCAGGGUCUGGACUCUGAAACCUGCGGUGCCUCCUUUUCCUUUGGGUGCUCAUGGAGUAUGUAUUAUAACGGGUGUAAAUUCGCUAGAAGUAAAGUACCAAGAAAAUUCAAACUCCUUGGUGAUGAUCCAAAAUCGGAAGAAAAGUUGGAAGCUAAUUUACAGCACUUAUCAACACUGAUGGCUCCAAUUUACAAGAAGCUUGCCCCUGAUGCCUAUCAUAACCAGAUUGAGCAUGAGCACAGAGCUCCAGAUUGCCGUCUUGGUUUGAAGGAAGGUCGACCAUUUUCUGGGGUUACUGCUUGCUUGGAUUUUUGCGCUCAUUCCCACCGGGACUUGCACAACAUGCAAAAUGGCAGCACACUGGUUUGCACUUUAACCAGAGAAGACAAUCGUGAAAAUGGAAAAAUUCCACAAGAUGAGCAACUGCAUGUCUUACCCCUUUAUAAAGUAUCCAAUGUGGAUGAGUUUGGCAGUUCUGAGAGUCAGGAAGAGAAGAAAAGAACUGGUGCUAUUCAAGUUCUCACAUCUUUCCGAAGGCAAGUGCGAAUGCUAGCUGAGCCUGUAAAAACUUGCCGGCAAAAGAAGUUGGAAAAACAAGAAGCCAAGAAAGCAGCAGCAGAGAAGUUAAAUGCCGCUUUAGAAAAUGGUCACAGCAAGAACGAAAAGGAGAAGUCCUCACGGCAUAAAAACGCACAUGUAGAAGCUUCUACGCAGGACAAACAGCAAGCAGAAUUUUCUCGAAUGCCAGCCUUGCAACAAAACACCCUUCUCAAUAUGAACCAUAGGAACUCUUUAAACCAUUAUCCAUCAUCCGCCCCUACAAAUCCUUACACACGAAUUCCUAAUCUGCCUGACCCAUAUCAGAAUAGUUUUUCUCCCUACCCUGGAUCAAGCCACAUGAAUAUUUUUCAAACCGCUGCAAGCUCAUCAGUAUCCUGUGCAAAUAGCCCUAUGAAUUCUUUUCAAGGAUCCUUUAAUCAAGGUAACUCUUGCCCCUCUUAUCCCAGUAAUGGAAAUGCCUCCUUGCACAACUGUCCCCCUUAUCUUGACUCUUCACAGCAACAAUCCAUGGAUUAUUACAAGUUUAAAAACCAAGAUUCAAUGGCUAAAUUAGGUGUGCCCCCAAUUCAAUCAUUGUACCAGCAGGGGUUUGCUAAUAAUCAGGCUUAUGGUAACAAAAUGUUUAGUUAUGGAAACCAAAGAGUGCAAGCUGAUGAUUUCAGUGGCUGUAAUGCUUAUCCAGCACCUCAGGCUGAUAUAAUGAAUCCAGCCACAAGUUCACGGCCUAUUACCAGUAAUCAAGACUUCUCUUCUGCGACUAAGAAUGGUGAAUAUCCUCUUCCACACUCCUUCCAGGGUCAUGAAAGCAACAUGUCAUCAAGUAUAUUGGGAGGCAGAGCUGGUUCUCUGCCAUUCCCUGGUAAACAGAGUGAAAUGCAUUCACGCACAGCAAAUGGAACAUCGGAAAUGCUUCCAGGUCUUAACCAUGAUAGAACUAAUUUUGGAGGCGCAGGCAGAACUAAUGGUGCUAAUGUUCAGGGAAAGCUACCGUACACCUUACCUCCUGUACCAGAAGAGCCUGCAGAAGUUUGGUCAGACAGUGAACAGAAUUUUCUUGAUCCUGAUAUAGGAGGUGUAGCAGUUUGCCCAACUCAUGGGUCAAUCUUGAUUGAAUGUGCAAAGCGUGAGCUCCACGCAACAACACCUUUAAAGAAUCCCAACAGAAAUCACCCUACCAGAAUAUCUUUGGUGUUCUACCAACACAAGAGCAUGAACGAGCCAAAGCAUGGCCUGGCAUUGUGGGAAGCAAAAAUGGCAGGCAAAGCCAGGGAAAAGGAAGAAGAUUGUGAAAGGUAUGGUCCAGAUUAUGUGGCUCCUAAAUCUUACAACAGGAAAGCAAAGCGGGAGCCUGUGGAGCCAAUACAUGAACCUGCUGAACCAACUUAUCUUCGUUUCAUCAAGUCACUUACGCAGAGGACGAUGUCAAUAACCACAGACUCUCAAGUCACUACAUCUCCAUAUGCCUUAACACGGGUUACAGGUCCUUAUAACAGAUAUAUAUAGUCUGCUGCGUUACCUCAUUUACAUCAAAUUGGGUGCACCAUAUUUACUUAGGUUAAUUCAUGUGGAUAUGUAGAAUGUGUAUAAGUAUUGCACAUAAAUGUGAUCCAUGGGAAAGAGUACCAGAAAAAAGUAUUCUUACCUAUUACGUUUCUAGUUUUUAAUUGUGCAGUCACAAAAUGCUCUGAAAACAAGAAUACAGUCAUCCUAUGCAAAAAGUGUUAAACAAAACACAGGUUCUACUGGAUGAAUUGUAAAAAGUUAAUUUACCUUCCUCCCACUUUUAUACAAAAAUCUGUAGAGCUAGGAGCCAGAAUCAAACUUACUGUAGUGUGUUAACAUCAGGAAUAUUACAAAUACCAUCUGGUGCUAAAUUCCUUUUGUUCAAUACUGGAAUUGUAUCCUUUUGACAUAUGAUAUAUAUAAUCUUAACGCUGACCUCCAAUGUGUUUCAGUAGUGUAGAUUUCAUAAAUCAAUGUCAACAAUAUAACACUGAAAUAUUUAGACAUUCUUUAAAAAGAUGGUGCUAUCAACUGUGUCUUUACAAUGUUUUAACACCGGGAAUAAGGUAUCCAGUUUUAAUGAAUAUACAUGAAUUCAAUCAGAUAUAAUUACAUUUUAUAAAUUAUUGGUUUUAUUUUAUUUAGGGGCCAUUCUGUUCUGUUUUAAUUCACACAAGUCACAAGUUUUAACACUUAGGAACAAAGCUAAGACGUUGAAAGCCUUUAACCUGCAUAACAUCUGUAUCCUGUAUAUAUUAUGUUUUCCAGGAAAACUACAAGGCAGGCAGAAGUUACCAUCUUUUCUCCAACACAUCGAAAUCUGUGGUUGGAAGUUUUAAAAAUUUGAAUAUAUAUUUAUGGAGAAUAGAUAUAUACUGCUUGAGAAACGAUGUUAGGGUCUUUUUAACUGCCGCAUCAGAUUCUUUAUGGGUACAGAUGCUAAAUGGUGUGAUUUUCCUGUGACUUAUAAUUCAGGCACAGUGGUGCACUACACAGGGGGAUACAUAAUAUAGCAGGGUUGAGGUGGAAGUAGCAGGUCAAGAGAAGUCUGAGUGCGACCACUUGUGCAGUCUCUAUUCUAAGGGUGCUUUUAUCUCCUUACGUGCAGCAAUCAUGUAUCUGCCUCCAGCAAGCUUUUUAUAAACCUACCCACAUACUAAUGCAGCAUAUUAUAUGUGCAUAACUGUCGCACAUAUGUGCACUGUGGUUGUAACAACCCCCAUUAAGCCUUAUUUUAUUGGUCAAAAAAUGAUGUUGGUUUUUAUACCUGAAAUUUAAAUUCUGUUCUUCUGUUGAUAGGCGAGUGAGAGCUUAAGGUCUACACCAAUACAUUUACAUUUUAGUAUAUUUGCUGUAAAAGGUAAUACAUUUCUUCCCUUUUUCGUCUAACUUUUCAUUUCUGAAUUUGUAAAAGCUAUUUUUUUAACUUGUCUAUGAUAUCCAAAUCCUAAUGAAAUUUGAUUUUUUAAAUGAGUUUUAAAUCAGGUGCCCAAAGUCCUAAUUUCUUUCUUCUCUUCAUUUUUUUGUGAACAUUUUUUUUAAUUAGAUCAGAAUAUAUAUGUAUAUUUUGUUUAGUGUAUUUUAUAUUUCUGUUUUUACAUAGUAGGUUUCUUUUUGCGUUUUAUUGAAGAUGUGAUAAAAACACAAUAGAAAACCACCUAAUUGCAAAAAUAAUGUUUCUGUAUCUUUCCCAGCUGUGACUGAAUAAGCCUUGUUAAUUUUAGGUUAUCAUGAAUUUUUAUUGGAAAAACACAAUUAUACCAAUUUAGGUUCAUUCAUAAUUUACAUAAGCAAAUUCAUAUCAUGUCAAAUGUUAUUCAGCCAGAUGGCCUACUGUAUUUGAAGGACAACUGCAUGAGUUGAGUUUUCUCAUAAGUAAAAGAAAUAUAAAGGGGUAUUUACUGAAUACCUUGCAGGCCUCUAUGCUCUGCAAUGGAGAAUAGCAGCAAUUCUUUAAAGCAGGAAGAUAGUGUGCAAAGUUCAAAAUAAUGGUUGCAUCUGGUUUUUGCACUUUGCAUACUGCCUUCCUUUUGAUCAAUGACCCCUGUAUUGUAGUGAUUGGCAAUUCAGCUUCCUUGUAAAAAAACAUUGAUACUUCAUAACAUUGUUUUAUUUCUUUCUAAAAAUACAACAUUUUUAGU